Molecule: messenger RNA, 1293 nt
Organism: Gossypium arboreum
Lineage: Eukaryota; Viridiplantae; Streptophyta; Magnoliopsida; Malvales; Malvaceae
Exons: 5
Coding region: 373-1035 (220 amino acids)
Cellular component (GO): cytosol
Molecular function (GO): magnesium ion binding; holo-[acyl-carrier-protein] synthase activity
Source: RefSeq, a predicted model, not a curated record
UUUGAUGAUUGAUGGAGAAGGGAGUUCAAAGAUGGAUAAUAGACAUAUCAAAGUGGAACCCAUCUUCCAAUGAUUUCUCUUUUGCUCUUUCUCUUCUUCCUCAAACCCAUCAUUCCUCCAUUACCAGAUACUGGUGUUUGAAAGAAGCAUAUGUCAAAGCUAUAGGGAGUGGAUUAGCAUAUGGAUUGCAUAAAGUGGAGUUUCAUCACACUAACUGGACGAGCAUAUCUGUUAAAGUUGAUGGAGCUACAAAUCAGCAAUGGAGAUUUUGGCUUUUCGAUUUGGAUAAAGGACACUCGGUAUCAAUUGCAAGAGGGCACCCGAGAUUGGCCAUUGAGAGUUAUAAGAGAUCAUUAAAACGAACAAAGUUCAAUGAAGAAGAGUACAAUGUGGGUCUUCAUCUUCCCAAUCCAAGGUUGUUUUUCACCUUCAUCUUUUUUUAAAGAACGUAACGGAAGUGAUGAAUGGUUAGUUUCAUGGCUGUCAACAAUGGCAUCUGCAAGUACUGAUCUCGAUUCUUCAUCUCAGGCUUCUGAAGCAGAAAACAUUGAAGAUCUCAAUGGUGACGAGCCGAUUUUCUGGCCAUUCGAGAGGAAAAUCGAUUGGAAAUCCGAGGAAACUUGGAAACACUUCACCAUGUCUCCUCGAAAAGACAUUAUAAAGGUUACAGCUCUUGAGGAAACCGUCAACACGGAUAAAAAUCUCCAGAAACCAAAACAAGGAAGCAAAGAUUGUCACAAUGGUGGCCACAAAAUCAGAGAGGGGAACACGAUGCCUUCAAGAUUGAGAGAAUCGACAAAAGUUUCGGCGAAAAUAGUGCCAUUAAACAUUGAAAACCAAAUUCUGGCAUUAAAAGUUGAAGAAGAUGACAUCAUGGGAUCAAUUUCAACUUGUAGAAACUUGUGGAAAGAUGAUUUUACAUCAAAUGGGGAUGUUCCAAUUGAAAAAGUUGUAGGGCUUGGUGAGUUUGAUGGGCAUGAAGGGAUUGAUUCAGAUUUCAAUGAAGGUGUAUUUUUGCUUGAUGAAGCUCUAUGAUUAUUUGUCUAAAUAUUGAAUUAGGUUCAUUAUUUGUUAAGUUUGAUCUUGAGUUUGUCAAAUUCAGGUAUUUUAAUGUACAAAUCUUGAACCGGAUUAGCUGGGGUAUUGGUCCGGAAAAAGUCAUUAAAUUGGUUGAUUCGAGAGUCGAUUUAACCGAGCAGAACAUUGGUUAAACUAGGCAGUUGAAUCAAAUUUUUUUAAAUUUUUAAUAAUUUAUUUAAUGAAACCAGACAUAUUAAUUGGAGCAAUAAAUAA